AUGCUCUUGUCAUUAUCAUGCUUAAAGGUGAACUUCCCUUGCUGUUAUACCUUUCCUGCAGAGGGAAUUACAUCUCCCAAUAGCAUCAUGUUAUGAGAAACAUUGUCAUAAUAUGAUGAAACCACCACCAUGAUUCUGAAAACAAGUAAAUCACUUACAUGUUGUCACAGUUAAAAACUGUUGGAGACAUGAACCUCAUCCCCCUGACUAGGAGAGUCAAUCAAUAUUAACAUGAAGAUGGGUGCUUUCUAUAGAAAUCUUAGUCUUCCAAGAAGUCAAUGGAACAAGUGGAAUUACUCUUCCUCCUAUGCAGCGAGUGGAUUUCAUUCAAGGUCUUUCUGUUCCAGUCAAACUGAAACAGGCCUCUCCUUCACAGAUCCCAUGGAGAUCCACAAGAAGAAGUUGACCUUAUGGAUGAAUCAUAUACCUCAGGAGGAAAAGCAGUUUGGGGGUUACUUCACGCCUGAGACCAUGUAUGUGGAGCCCCUCAUCUUAGAGAAGAAGCCAGAGGAGUGGAAAGGGCCCCUGACAAUUCCUUUCCCCAAUGGAUUUCAGGGGUCUGAGAGCCCCUCAGUCACUGUGGAGCAGCUGUUUGAACCCACCCAGGAAGUAAGUAGGGAGAAGGGUGUCAACGUGCUGCUGUAUGGGGCUGUGGGCACAGGGAAGAGCACAGUGGUGCGGAAGCUGAUUCUAGACUGGUGCGCCGGGCUCACUUUAACCCAGUUCAAACUACUGGUGCCCUUCUCCGGUGAAGACCUCGCCCAUUUAUCCAAGUCUACGUCUCUUAGAGACCUGGUCAGCAGGAAGUAUCUGCACCUAAAGAAUAUCCCCAUGCUGAGUGGAGAUAAUGACCAGGCCAAGGACGUACUGUUUGUUUUCAAGGGCAUUGAGAAGAUGAAACUGGACUUCCGUAUUAGUUCCACAGAGCUGUGCAGUGACCCCAACGAGGCCCUCCCACCUGGAGCAGUGGUGGUGAACCUGCUUAGGAAGUACAUGCUGCCUGAGGCCAGUAUUUUGGUCACCACCAGGUUGUCUGCUCUUGACAGCAUUCCUCCAAAGUAUGUGACACACAAGGCUGAAAUAUGUGGCUUCUGUGACCCAGAUCGCCAGCGGGCAUACUUUGCAAGCCGACUGCUGCAACAGAGUGGAGAAAACCCAAAGACCCAGGAGGCCCUGUCCCCCACUGAUCAGCUCUACCUUGCCCUGCAGAGGGACAGCCAGUUGAAGGAUGCCUGCUCUUCACCCUCCUAUUGCUGGCUGACUUGUUCGACCCUCCACCUUUUACAUUUCCCUGAUGCUAAGGCCCCGAUAUGUACGCUUACCGGAAUCUAUACCAGAUUCAUGAGGCUCAUCUUUGGCGGAGAGGUGCUGGAUAUGGGUACAGGUGUACCUUCUCUCAGGAAACAGAACUCGUUGAUGCGUCAUGUGGUCUGCACUGUGGGAAAGCUAGCCUACGAGGGAGUCCAGAAAAAGCAACGUUCCUUCACUGAGGAGGAACUGGAACAGUUUGUGGGGGGAAAAACUAAAACAGAUGAGGAUCUGCAUCAGCUGGCUGUGUUUCGCACCGACAUCCUUGACUUCUUUCUGGUGCCCUGUGUCAGGACCAAAAGGUCAGAGGUCAAUGAGAAGGAUAAGCGCUACGUGUUUGCCAUCCCCACCAUGCAAGAGUACCUGGCUGCCCUCUACGUGGUCCUUGGCGAGAAGAAGACGGUUCUGGAGAAGCUGAACGAAGGAGUGAGUUUGUUCUUUGGGCACUGGGGCCAGGAUGUUAACACCUUCCUCAACAUAAUUUCCAAGUUCAAAUCACUCAAGAUCUUCACAGUCUUCAACUUGCUCAGGCUCUUCCCUAGCCUCUAUGAGAAGAUCAACAGCCACUGCAAAGGCCACAUCGCUCGCAACAUUGCAUCAGAGAUGUUCCACCGUGAUGAAAACUUAAAUGAGGAUGUUCUGGACCAGUUGGAGCAGAGUCUGCUUGGAGUUCAUGGCCCCCAGCCCAAGGGGCCAUUGAACAGCCCGACCUAUGAACUUUACCCCAUCUUCAAGGGCGGCCUCCUGAACUACAGUAACCGGAUUCUGCUGGAGCACUUGGGCUGUGGCAUCAAAAGAACCACCGUAUCGCAGACCACCGAGGUUCUAAAGAAGCAGCUGGACAAAAAUGUUGUCAAGCAGAAGCCCCCAGAGGAGUUAAUGGACUUCCUGGUUCUCCUCUAUGAAUUCCAAAAUCCACGGUUUACUGCGGAGGUCCUGCUCUCCAUCCAGAGAAUUAAGCUGUCCAAGGUGCGCUUGACACCACUCAAGUGCUUGGUCUUGGGCUCUGUUCUGGACUGUACAUCCUCGCAGUACUACCUGGAGGAGCUGGACCUGUCUUCCUGUCACCUGAAGGACAGCUUGCUUGACAUGCUGUUGUCUGCCUUUCGUCACACUUACAACCUCAAUCUCCAGUUUAACUGCCUGGGUCCUGAGUCCUGCAUUCUCCUGAGAGAUCUUCUGCUUGACCCCAACUGUACUAUUAGAUCUUUACAACUGUGUGAUAAUCCCCUGUUGGAGUCCGGGGCUGACUACCUGCUGGACGCCCUUCCAGGGAACCGGUCUCUCAGGAAGCUUUCCCUAAUGCACACGGGCAUGGGCAACGCGGGGGCCUGCAAGCUUGCCGAGAAGCUCAGUCAGCACACAGGCCUGGAGGAGCUCAAUGUGGCGUACAACAACAUCGGGGACAGCGCUGCUCUGACGCUGGUGGAUGCCUGUCGAGAGCACCCCAGCAUCCACACUGUGCACUUGUACUUGAAUCCUCUCAGUAACGAAGGGAAGCUGUUGCUGUGUGACCGAGGGCUCUCGUUGGAGCAGGGAGGCACAGGCCGACGAGUGAAAGUUCUGGCCUCGGUCACCGAGGGCACAGAAAUCUCAGAGAACUGGCGCCUCAUCCUAAACUUGAUCCGUCAGAACGCCUUGUCCUGGGAGAGGGAACGGGUCCGAGAGCAGCUGCAGAUCUUCCUCCAGGACCUAGAGUGGGGCAAGCAGCAUGCGCCAAGCUUCUGGAAGAAGAUGCACUUCCGUAGGGUGGAGAAUGGUGUCAGACAGACCCUGCAGAUGCUGGGACAUGGAGAACCUGCGGAUGCUGUAAAAGGGGACCAGAGGGGACAAAGUAAUUGACAAGCAAUGUCUGUUUUGACAAAGUUGAGCCAUUAGUAUCAAUCCACAUAUCCAUUGCUCUGGAUACUUGUAGUUUGACAGCCAAUUAGUGGGAUAACCAAUCCUAUGCAAAAUAAUGCAACAAUAUAUGGUAUAUAUUAGAAGAAAGUGUCCUUUUCAAGCCUACAAAAUGUAGUUGUAUAUCCUCUUACGUUGAAACACACACAGGCAUAUUUGUUGGACAUCUGUCCUUCUUUGUUUGAGUAUGUCUGUAUUGGUGUGUGUCAAUUAGAAAAACAGACUAUCCGACUUUCAUGAGAAAUACUCUAAACAAGAUUCAUUGCUAAUAUCAAAAUGUACUUGUGUACCACAAGAUAAAUUAGCAUUGGCUUAACGGUCCUGUUUCCUGACUGGUUAGCUACUUUGAUGGACGUUUAACCAUCACACAGUCAUAUUGAGAACAUACAGUGGGGAGAACAAGUAUUUGA
Esox lucius (northern pike) is the source of this 3617-nucleotide messenger RNA. RefSeq names its product NLR family member X1. The coding region runs from base 232 to 3150 and encodes 972 amino acids. The record is from RefSeq and is a predicted model, not a curated record. Gene Ontology annotation, biological process: negative regulation of canonical NF-kappaB signal transduction. Lineage: Eukaryota; Metazoa; Chordata; Actinopteri; Esociformes; Esocidae. The transcript has 8 exons. Gene Ontology annotation, molecular function: protein binding. Gene Ontology annotation, cellular component: mitochondrion.